ACGAUUCAAAUAAAUUAUGUUUGAGAAAUACAAAAAGAGAAUAGCCAACGUUGCGUAAGGGAAUAAAGAGUAUCUCGUUACGGGCCGUUCGUGCCCGCGCCCUGAAGGGGCGGACGGUCGCGCGCUCCCGAGACACCAGGAAACAUGGCGGCGCUCAUGACACUCGGCCAGUUAUCGAGUGGCAACCCAGUUUACGAAAGCUACUACAGGCAGCUCGAUCCGGUGAGCAGCGGCAAGAUAUUAGCUGGGGAUGCAGCCCAGUUCCUGAAAAAGUCCGGGCUGUCAGACAACACACUGGGAAAGAUAUGGGAUUUGGCUGACUCGGAGCGAAAAGGCUAUUUGGACAAGCGGGGUUUCUUCAUUGCCUUGAGACUGGUCGCCUCGGCACAGGCAGGGCAUGAUGUUAGCCUCAGCAACCUCGCCCAAACAGUGGCACCUCCUAAAUUUCGAGACACAAGCAGCCCAUCGUUAAGCACGCCAGCAUCCGACUCACAUUGGCCAAUCAGGCCGGAUGAAAAAGGUAAAUUUGAAGGCAUUUUCGAAAGUCUGACCCCUGUAAACGGGCUCCUCUCUGGGGAUAAAGUCAAGCCCGUCUUGAUCAACUCCAAACUCCCUAUGGAUGUAUUGGGAAAGAUUUGGGACCUGGGAGACGCAGACAAAGAUGGCUACUUGGACAAAGAGGAAUUCAUCGUGGUCAUGCAUCUCGUGUAUCGGGCCAUGGAGAAAGAGCCUGUGCCAGCCGCCUUGCCCCCGUCCCUCAUUCCACCGUCCAAAAGGAAAAAGGUGGCGGGAACUAUGCCCGGCGCCGUAGCCGUGCUGCCCUCCAGGUCCGCAUCAUUUGCUCUCAAGGACAGCACAAGAAGUAACUCCCCCCUCGCCAGCGCGUCUCCCUUCCCCAGCUCGGCGGCCAAGUUAACGGCAAAGCACUCUUUUAAAGCCAACAAACCGCCAGAGCACCAGUGGGUGGUGCCGAUUGCCGACAGGGACCGAUAUAAUGACAUCUUCGAGAAAACCGACACGGAUAAGGACGGAUUGGUCGAUGGAACGGAGGUCAUCGAGCUCUUCAUGCACUCCAGCCUCUCGCAGACUAUGCUGGCACAAAUUUGGGGGCUCGCCGACACCAAACAGACCGGCAAGCUCACACAGGAGCAGUUCUCUCUGGCCAUGCACUUGAUCCAACAGAAGAUCACCAAAGGCAUCGAUCCGCCAACCUCUCUCACACCAGACAUGAUUCCGCCCUCUGAGAGGACGACGGGCACGGGGGCAUCUUCGGUGACGCUUCCCGACUUCACGGCCAUCGAGCCGGCAGAGCUGACGGGCAUCAAAGAACUGGAUGACCUCAGCCAGGAAAUAAGUCAGUUGCAGAGAGAGAAAUUAAUCCUGGAACAUGAGCUCAAAGAAAAAGAAGAAACCAUCAGAAGGCAAAAUCAUGCUGUUCAAAAUAUGCAGCAUGACUUGGACAGGGAGAGCGGCAGCUUGCAGGAUAUCGAAUCCCAGAAGCAGGGCGCCCAGCAUCGUCUGGAUGAGAUGGACCAGCAGCGUUCCAAGCUGGAAGGGAUGCUAAACGACGUCAAGCAGAAGUUUCAGGAAGAGUCUCAAACGAUUUCCACCCUACAGAGCCAGAUCCGAUCCCAGGAGAGCGACCUUCGGAGCCAGGAGAAAGAGGUGAACCGCACCAAGACGGACCUGACUCGCCUGCAGGAUGAAGAGGCCCAGCUAGAGCAGAGCCUGCGUUCGGGGCGUGUCCAGCUGGACAGCAUCAUCAAGUCUCUCAAGAGCACCCAGGAAGAGAUCAGCCAGGCUCGCAGCAAGCUGUCACUGAUCCAGGAGAACCAGAGGGAGUUCACCAAGACCAUCGAGCAGUACAACAGUGCCUUGCGAGACCUCGCCGGGGGAAACAACUUCGUGGACACGAGCCACCUGCUCUCAGAGAAGGAGAAUGGUGCCUUCAGGAGCGGAGGGGAUGAAGCAUUCAAAUCAAGGAUAGCCAUGUUCAACACCAAUUCUGCAAAGGGCCCUCCAACAGACCCCUUCCAGAUGGAUGACCCCUUUAAAGUGGACCCCCUCAACGAUCCCUUUAGAGAUCCUUUCAGGGAAAGUGAUCCUUUCAAGGGGACUUCAUCUGCUGAUCUAUUUAGCGGAGCAGCAAGCUCCGACCCCUUUGCAGGAAAACCUAAGCCGCCAAUAAAGCCUGGCUCUGUCCGCGGUCAUCUCGGCUUCUCGUCCAACAGCCCACAACCAAAGCCUUCAGAGCCAGUCCGGAUGCCGAACAACCUCUUCGCAAGCAAAUCUUUGAGGAACAACACCGGAUUUCCAAAUUUUAGCCAGUUGUCCAAGAAGUCUGACCAUCCUGUUCUGCCAUCAAAGAACAGCGCACCUAACCGGCCUGCCCCGCCCUACGACUCGCAUAGAGUUCCCAAUGAUGGUCCCGUGUCCUUUGGAAGUGAAAGCCAGCAAUUGGAGUGGGCCAAGCGGGAGAGCGAGCGCGAGGAGCAUGACCGGCUGCGGAGACUGCGGCUGCAGGAGCAGCAGGACCUGGAGCUGGCCAUUGCGCUCAGCCGGGCCGAGGCCCCCAGCUCCUGAGAGGGCCCACCUACGAGCUCCUUUCCUUCGGACAUUUGCACUGACACCGACCACACUACCAAAAGCGCCCACCCCCCUGCGUGCAAGAAUCCAGUGACGCCCCCGCCGUGCUCUGGCCUCAUAUGACUCCGCAUUUAGCAUGUAAUCUAUGUCCAUUGCUCCCAAACGACAAGGCAACUAUAAUCAUGGCCAGGAUGGUUCCUCUUGAUGUCAAGUGUGGCUUCAUCUGGACACAACAUAGCGAUUUAGGGAAAACACAAAGCAGAUGGGUACGCAACGCUGCCUUAUUCCGAAGCCUGCACAGGAACUAACUUCUUUUUUUUUUUUUUUUUUACUAUUUUGUUGUAUUUAUAAGGAAAGGUAUGGAUGUGUCAACUAAAUCAGCUGUUUUUAAUCACCUUUUAGUGAACUAGGAAGGUUCCUUGUUUUUGUCUGAUUUUUCCACUUCCACCUACUGUAUUGUUACGUUACACUGCUGGAUGUUCCUAAUGAGAUCUAAUAAAAGAGCUGCUUCCAAAAUGUGUUCAGUAAUAUAUUGAGGUGCUCAUAUUUUGGUUCCUCUCACCGCUGCAAACUCCAACCACAAUUCUAAACUAUUCAACGAAUGUUACUUACCGUGUCCCAUCAAAAACAAAUGACAUUUUUUCAUGCCGCUCUAGUAAUGGACCUCAUUAGAUUUGUUCAGGUGUACUUUAUGAAGUGAGCAGUGUGCACAUCUUGCUCAGUGAAUUAUAUAUAUAUUUUUGUUGUUGUUUCUUCCCUUGCACUACAAUGCAUUUGUACCUAUUCAUGUAUACGCCUUAAAUCUAAAGCAGAAGUGAUUUUCCAACUUGCUAGAAGCUUUAAUAUUAAUAUUGCAUUAGAGUUGUCAAUUGUAUUAAGAUCAAAGCACUAAUCCAAACACUCCAUAUAUAUUUAUUGCCUUUGUAAAAUGUGUGAAACCUCUGGUUCUGUUACACCCGUCAUCACAUCUACCUGAAGUUCUGUACACUAUUUCUGUUUGCUGUUACAAGAUCGCCUAUUCUGCAUUGAUUUUAAAUCUUUGUUCCCACCCCCAAUCAACAGUGUCUCGUAAUAUUUAAAUAGAUACCUCUAAAAGUCUGUACUCCAAUCAGUUAUCUGGCACAUAAUGGUUUUUAUAUACUGUAUAUAUGUGAAGAUGGAUGAAGAUUACUAAUCUCAUUAAUAAAUCUGGUAUUUAACAUUGA
Syngnathoides biaculeatus (alligator pipefish) is the source of this 3791-nucleotide messenger RNA. Its product is annotated as epidermal growth factor receptor substrate 15-like 1. The record is from RefSeq and is a predicted model, not a curated record. Gene Ontology annotation, cellular component: cytoplasm; clathrin coat of coated pit; plasma membrane. The coding region runs from base 145 to 2583 and encodes 812 amino acids. NCBI's taxonomy places the organism in Eukaryota, Metazoa, Chordata, Actinopteri, Syngnathiformes, Syngnathidae. Gene Ontology annotation, biological process: endosomal transport; endocytosis. The transcript has 23 exons. Gene Ontology annotation, molecular function: cadherin binding; calcium ion binding.